AUGCUGCGUGGCAGGCUUCGUGUGUCGUUGGAGCGCCGGCGGGAGAAGAAAAAACUACAGACAUGGGAGCAUCUGGUUCUGGGAGGUGCCUGCGGUGCCUGUGCAGCGGUUUUGACCAUGCCGCUGGAUGUCGCAAAGACCACGAUUCAAUGUGGCCGGACAAAGGCGCCUCUGUUUCAGGCGCUGACAAUCACUUUGCAGGAGAAGGGCAUGAAAGGAUUGUUUGCAGGCUUGUACCCACGAAUCACACAAGUGGCGACGAUGUCAGCGGUGUUCUUCACAUUGUUCGAAUUCUGGAAGCUUCAGCUGAAGCCCCAAAGGUUUCGAGACCCUGAGGACCGACUGCUGGGGUCGAAGAUAUACGGAAAGCGGCGCAGGAAAGUAUGGAAAAGGCAGUUUGUCGUCGAGUGA
Messenger RNA from Ostreobium quekettii, 411 nucleotides. The record is from the annotation of a GenBank genome assembly. Lineage: Eukaryota; Viridiplantae; Chlorophyta; Ulvophyceae; Bryopsidales; Ostreobiaceae.